AUGCAGAACGAACAGUUAAACGAAUUUACUCCAGCAGAGCAUAUUCAUCAGAUUCGCUCAUAUUUCGAUAUCAUAGACAAUGCAGUUCAAAUUGGUGACACUAAUAGAAAAUAUUCUGACGCAAAGAUUCCAUCACAACCUGGAACUGCUAAAGAUAACACAUGGGUAACAUUCAAUCUCUCACCUCCUGGUGAAAAUAUGUUGGACCUUUACAAUACAUUCAUUACGUAUAAAAUGGAAGGUCAAUUUAUUGUAGAUAAAGAAAUUGGUUCAGGUUCCAAUAAAACAAACCCACCAGGAUUUUGGAUUGGUUUCGAUGACGCUUUCUAUGCAGUUGCUGGAUAUCAAAUCCUUGCAAAUGGUCGUAUCGUAUAUUCUCAAGACAACGCAAGAGAAGAAGCAUAUAUAACUUCAAACUCACAAACUACCGAACAAAUAAAGAAAGUAGAUGUUUUCUCAAAGACUCGACAUGAAGAUGUAUGGAGUCAUUCGGGAACAUGCAGAACAGGACAAAUUGUUAGUGGUCCAAUUACAGCAGGAAAAUCAUUUGAUUUUAAGCUUCGUUUAAGAAUUCCUGUUAGAAGAUUCCUUCCAUUAGAAGCUAUAAGAUUUAUUCCAGCUUUUGCAGGAAACAUUCAGCUUAAAGUAAAGUUCAGUAGCGACGCCUUACAAUGCACAUCUAUAUCUGUAAAUGAUAUCAUUGCUUUCAAUCCAACUCUUAAAGUUGCAUUUGCUUCAGAUUCAAAUCCACCGACAAAUAAAUUUGU
This is a messenger RNA of Trichomonas vaginalis G3, 767 nucleotides long. RefSeq lists its product as uncharacterized. NCBI's taxonomy places the organism in Eukaryota, Parabasalia, Trichomonadida, Trichomonadidae. The annotation marks the transcript as partial. The transcript has a single exon. The record is from RefSeq and is a predicted model, not a curated record.